Rosa chinensis is the source of this 1599-nucleotide messenger RNA. RefSeq lists its product as uncharacterized. The record is from RefSeq and is a predicted model, not a curated record. Bases 137 to 1438 code for a protein of 433 amino acids. The transcript has 3 exons. NCBI's taxonomy places the organism in Eukaryota, Viridiplantae, Streptophyta, Magnoliopsida, Rosales, Rosaceae.
GGGAGAGAAGCGUCCUGGUCCCGGUUGUCGAAGCUCUACGGCGAUUUUGGUAUGUGAACCUCCUGCGAUUUAUAUUUAGAGCUGGUGGUAGUAGUCUUGCGAUUCAUAUAGAGAAGAAUUUUGCUGUGAUUUUCACAUGGAUCGUGAUCCAGAUGCUCUUUGUGUUCCUCCACUGAGGUCUAUGGCUGAUCCUCUGGUUGCUAGGUGCCUUUACUCUGGCAAAGGUUAUAUGAUUCCUUUGAAUCAAUGCAUGGACUACUCUGAGUUGUAUGAAGACAUUUUCCGUACAUUCCAGUUUUUCCCAACUGAUAAUGUUGAGCUUCAGUAUUCAGUCCCAGGUUGUGAAGUCUGUUUUCUGCGUAAUGAUCGUGAUUUCCAGAUGCUGUUUUGCUCUGCCAGGAUACAUAGGCUAGAGUGUGUCGAUAUUUCAAUUUUAAAGGUUGGGGGAGGUUUUAGGAGAAACGGUUCGGUGGAUAGUGGUUCGGAAGUUAUUGAUGAAGAUGAUUAUUUGGGUGAUGCAUUCAGGACUGAAGUUCACAAGACGUAUUUGUCUGAUGAGUGGAGUUCUUAUAUCCAUAAUGUCGGGGAUAAGUUUCAUGGCGCUGUUGAGCUCCGUGAAAAGCUCAGGAAGUAUGCAAUUGCAGUUGGUUUCGAGUUUGUAUUCCUGAGAAAUGAUCUGGACCGUAUUCAUGCAGUCUGUGCAAAUGUUGGAACGGAAGGUUGUGAUUGGCAUCUUCGUGCUUUUUCAUCAUCUGCCAAUGGUUGCCUGUAUAUCACAGAGUUGAAUAAUACUCACACUUGCAAGGGUGUAGUUAGGACUCAAAAACACAAGCUUUUGGGGUCCAAGGUUGUCAAGACUUGCAUUGCUUCUGAUGUUAGUUUUAAUCUUUCAUUGAAGCCAAGGGAGAUUAUGAGCAAGUUUAAAUCAACAUAUGGGUUUGAUAUUUCAUACAAGGUUGCCUUGAAAGCAAAGCAUCGGGCCAAGGAAGCGAUUUAUGGUUCUGAUGCAGACACGUUCAGCAAGUUAUCUUGGUAUAAGGAAGCUGUUUUGCAGAGUAACGUCCCCGGCUCUUCUUUUGUGUUGGAGGUUGAACCAUCUUCAAAUCAUUUUCAGAGGCUUUUCGUAGCUUACGGAGGUUGUGUAGAAGGCUUCCAAUUAUGUUUGCCAGUGUUGUAUGUUGAUGGAACGUUUGGUAAAAGCAUUUACAAGGGGCAGAUUCUGUCUGCAGCUGGAAGGAAUGGGAAUCAAGGUUUCUAUCCUCUAGCUAUAUGUUUUUGUGAUUCAGAGACAGAUGCAAACUGGACAUUCUUUUUCAAACAUUUGAAGAGUCUGCUUGAACCUCAAGGGAGAGUUAUCACAUUUAUUAGUGAUCGAGGUGUUGGAUUGUUGAGCGCUUUCGAUAAGGUUUUUCACUACACCAUAAACUUUCAUUUAUAGCGCUCAAAAAACGCUAUCGUAGGAUAUGAUAGCGUUUUAGUAAACGCUAUGUCUGCCACAGCUAUAAUAGGUCUGAGGUCUAUCAUAGCGUUUCCGCAAACGCUAUGAAAAGAUCAACAUUCAUAGCAUUUUGGAAACGCUAUUGUAUAGACUUUUAAUAG